Molecule: messenger RNA, 1958 nt
Organism: Neurospora crassa OR74A
Lineage: Eukaryota; Fungi; Ascomycota; Sordariomycetes; Sordariales; Sordariaceae
Exons: 4
Coding region: 625-1590 (321 amino acids)
Biological process (GO): polysaccharide catabolic process
Molecular function (GO): cellulase activity
Source: RefSeq, a predicted model, not a curated record
UCGGCGGCGGCUUUAAACAUGGGGUUGGACGGGCUAGACAGGGGACACCGAUGCCAGCAGCCAGGGCGGCCCCGUGACACUCUACGCAUUACGGUUUAGUGCCUACUUGGCACGUGAUGGGCCAUGAUUGUUUGCCAACGCGGCCGCAGUGCUCGAUAGAGUGGUGCCGCUGAGCUGUCACCAAUGGAGUCGCCGAUCAUACACUACACGGUCCCGGACCUGACUCGGCAGGGUCCUGACGCAGCGAGCAACCCCUGCUUCACAUCAUCUACACACUACAAACGCGAUAAAGUCGGGCGAGAUUAGCGAUGGCGGAAAUCCACCGUCUGACCGCCGCCAUCACUAACGAACCGCCGACAAACCUUCGUUUACAACACAGCAAUCGCCAACCGCUAGCAACGUGAUAAUGGACAUGCUGGCCCUGUCAGAGCAUCCCGGCCGCUCUUUCUCGGAACCAUGGGAUGCAGAUGCGUGUGGUAGUACAGAUGCGGGUUUGUGCUGCCCCAAACGACGCCCUCCCUCGUUUUCUUUCUUCGUUACCCAGAACCUACAUCCUCCAUUGAUCCCGACUUCGACAUUAUCACUAAAGACAGCUCUCGAGAUUGUUCCAGUUCGGCAAAUGCAAUGGCGGCGCUAGCUCUCCAACCACAUCCACGCUUGUCACUGCUAGCACGUCUAGCAGUGCUGCUAGCUGUCGGCCUAUGGGGCCAGACCACUGCCGGAGCCUACGAUGCCACCGUUUGCGGGCAAAUGGGUUACACGAUACCUUUCAACAACAUGACCUUCAACGCCGAUGCCUGGAACCCUGACGUCAAAGGAUUCCAAUGCAUAUCCGUCCAAGACUCACCGCCUGCUUUUGCGGCAACCUGGUCAUGGUCGUCGAAUCCAGAGAUGGUCCACUCCUACCCCCACGUGAAGCUGACGGCUCCUGGUCUGCCGACACCCUUGUCCAACAUCUCGGCAUUGGUUCUCUCCGCCCAAUGGUCCAUGGGUCCGGGGUCGAAGCCUCGCCCGGCGCGGGUGGUUGACCAUGACGGCCUGACCAACGACGGCACAUCUGCCAAUGUGGCGUUCGACAUGUUCGCUGAUCGUGAUGUCGCCAAGGCACUCAACGAGCAGACUGCAGAGACCGAGAUUAUGAUCUGGGUGGGGAAGUUUGGCCAUGCAGAACCACUCGGGUUCGACGCGAACAUGACCAAGACGUGCUUCACCCAGACUAUCGGAGACGCAGAAUUUGUCUUGUAUCAGGGCCAUAACGAGAGAGGUACCGACGUCUUCACCUGGGUAGCGUCGGCCAAUCAGACCACCUUCACGGCGGAAAUAUCGCCGUUGUUGCAAUACCUAUGGCGCAACGGCCUGGUAUCAGCCAAAUCUCAUCUCGGCUUGGUGUCUUUUGGGUCGGAGGCGUACCAUUCAGAAGGCACCGUCACCUUCUCUGCAUCGGAGUUCGACAUGGACCUGGUUGCGGGCGCGGCUCCGAAGCUCGCAGUCGGCCACCUGUGUUCUCUAGCGGCAUCCACCAAUCCUCCACAAUGGCUGUUCUCUAGCGCCAUCAUUAUGAGCGCUACUCUACUCUAUCUGAUAUCGUAGCCAAGACAUUAGCUAAUACACUAGUGUGCUCCAUAAACCUUAUUCAGCCGAGUCGGUCAGUAACAUGAGUGGCACGGGCCAUUGCUGCGCAGUUUAGAGGGAGACUGUGAAGCUAGUGAGGCCGCGAACGAUACAAUGGACAAAGCGGUUCGCAGUCAAAUCUGCGCUGCAUCAGCCUAUUUGCAGGCUACGGGGAAGGUCCUGGGAAAAUCCAGGGCCGUUGCAUGCUCCAGACACGCCUCGUAAGCGCCAUCCCGAUGCUUUAAUAUCCAGCAUCCCUGUAUCAAAUUGCACAUCACACAGCGCGGUACACUGCAUAUCUUUCCCUUCUCUUAAUUAGCUUCAAGGUAGGUCGGAUGUUGGGAGAC